UCCUUUUGAGGAGAGCAGAAAUGUCCAGACAACCUGGUGCAGAGUGGCCGAAGACCAUGACAGGCCUCCCAAGCACAUCGGGAACUACUGCCAGCGUGGUAAUUAUCCGUGGGUCAAAGAUGUACGUGGCGCACGUUGGCGAUUCAGGAGUGGUGCUGGGAGUCCAGGAUGACCCCAAGGAUGACUUUGUGAGAGCUGUGGAGGUGACGCAGGACCACAAGCCUGAACUUCCCAAAGAAAGGGAGAGAAUUGAAGGCCUUGGCGGCAGUGUGAUCAACAAGUCUGGCGUGAAUCGGGUUGUUUGGAAGAGGCCUCGUCUGACCCACAACGGCCCCGUGCGCCGGAGCACUGUUAUCGACCAGAUCCCGUUCCUGGCAGUUGCGAGAGCGCUUGGUGACUUGUGGAGCUAUGACUUUUACAGUGGUGAAUUUGUUGUGUCUCCUGAACCUGACACUAGUGUGCACACAAUUGACCCCCAGAAGCACAAGUACAUUAUCCUUGGCAGUGAUGGACUGUGGAACAUGAUCCCUCCUCAAGAUGCUAUCUCUAUGUGCCAGGAUCACGAGGAGAAAAAAUACUUCAUGGGGGAGCACCGACAGUCUUGUGCCAAAAUGCUGGUGAACAGAGCGCUGGGCCGGUGGAGGCAGCGCAUGCUUCGCGCAGAUAACACUAGUGCCAUCGUAAUCUGCAUCUCACCGCUGCAGGAUAGUAAAAGCAACUUGGAAAACGAAGAGGAAUUGUAUCUCAAUUUGGCAGAGAGUCCCUGCUAUAGCAGUCCUGACACGAAUAUGAUGACGCCCUCCCACUGCUGUACCCCACCUGUCAAGCUUUUAGAGGAUGAUCCAUGGCCACGACUGAAUGCUUCUGAAUCUGUUCCUUCCCUCACGCACAGCAACACGAUCUCAGAAAAAUAUUUAGAGCUGCAGGAGAAGUGCAGCAAGGCAUUGGCUUUGAGGAUACAUGAAUCUUACGCUAAUGGUUUGUCAGUUAGUCUCUCCCCUUCUAACUCGGCAAAUUCAGGCACGGACCAAAAAGGCUUCAAGGUGUCUCCUAACAGCCAAACAAAAGCCCAAGAUGCAGAGAGGACACCCACAGCAAACUUUAAAAGGACAUUAGAAGAAUCCAACUCUGGCCCUGCCAUGAAGAAGCCAAGACGUAGCCUGAGUCGAAACAUUAGUGUCCAGCCAGAAGGCAUGUCCGCAACUCCACAGCGCAAAAACUCAAACAAGCUGACCAUGCGACGCAGCCUUCGGGGCCAGAAGAAGCUCAGCAGCUCACUCUUCCACCCACCCAGGAAGGCGGUCUGUGUUUGCUGAAGGGCGUUUGUGUAAGGAAGCGUAUUUUGGUCUGAUUAGAUUUUAAAGUCAGUGCAGAAGUUUGACACUCUUCCUGUUUAUCUUUUUUUAAAGUAGAAACUUUUUUUGGUAUCAAACAGCUUUAUCCCAGCCUUGUACUUGCUUGUAUUAUAACUGUGAAUUUUGUAGAUGUGUAGGGUAUAAGUCACUGUAUAAUGUGUGUAAAUUUGUAUUCCUUCAUAUAAGUGUAGUCUCUUUUCUUCCUUGUAUAAUUGUUACAGCGGGCCUAAACCUUGUUUUAAAAAAAAAAAAACAAAAACAAAAAACAAAUUUUUUUUGUUAAUUUACUAAAGUCAUGAAUUUGUAUAAGCUUCUGGUGAUGAGAAUUUCACAACUUUUUAACUAAAGUAAAUUAUUAAACAGAUGGAAGAUAUGUAUUUUCAUAGUACUAUACGUUCCACCUAAAGUGUGUCUUUUAGAGAAUACACUAGGUCUAUAUUUUGUUUUUAAAUUCUAGAUUUCUCUACUCAGAAAUGAAAUGUAACGUGGAAGCCGAGAUGUUGAGUCUUGCUUUACACAGCUCAAUGUCAAUUUCUUUCUGUUAAUUAAAAUACUAUGCAGUAUCUUAUUUAGUUGUAUUUUUUGUAACCUUAAUCGUCAAAAGUAUUUAGCAAAAAAGUGUGUGUUUUAAAAAUCCAACCUCCGAGAGCAUCCUAUAAAGCCAAUCCCACCCCAUGUUAUAAACGAUGGCAUUUUUAUCCAGGCAUAAAUGUAUGCCCUACAGAGGCAUGAUUUUUCUGCUAUUCUAAUAACUGAUGGUGCUGCUAAUACCUUUCAACCUAAGUUCUUAAAUUAUUUUAUGACAGUUUUCAUUGAAUAUGUGGACCAUGUGUAUGUUCACCUAAAUAAAACAAAUGAAAACUUGA
Struthio camelus australis is the source of this 2221-nucleotide messenger RNA. NCBI's taxonomy places the organism in Eukaryota, Metazoa, Chordata, Aves, Struthioniformes, Struthionidae. The record is from RefSeq and is a predicted model, not a curated record.